AUGUCUAGCGACGAUUACGAAUCAAUAGAUUCUCCCCGUGUAGCAUCUCUUUCUGACCUGGCACGUCUUCCACCUCAAAAACAGCAAAGUCACUAUUCCACGGAUGACGAUGAAGACGUUACUCCAACAGCGUCAUCUUCUAAUUCAGCUUCUAAAAAUGUGCUGUUCGAGCCUCUUCAGUCAGUAUUCCUGCACCAAAAUUCUGAGAGUUCCGAUUUAGAGGAGCCACGAGUGCAGUUACGCGAAAAGAGAAAAACUGCACGAGCUCAAGAUGCUACUGUAUCUCACUUUAUGGGAGAUGAAGCUCCUGGUCAAAAAUUCAAGAGAAGAAGUGCUGAAAGACAUUCAAUGUUAGCGGGGGCAGCUGAUUUUGCCAGUAGGAGAAGUCCAUUUCAUUUGAAUGGAACUGGCUCUGGAAGAUGGACAGACCUGUUUUCUUCCAACAGAUUCAAAAGAAAAACACGGCAAAAGCUGAAUAAUGGUCCAUCCUCAUCAAAUAAUGCGGCUAAUGAAGAUUAUGGUACAUAUGGUGGAACACGAAGUAUCGGGGGAAUGUCAAUCGCUUCUAACUCAUCAGGAGAAUCAUACUUCCAAUCAUGCACUGAAGAGCAGCUUCGCGAGCAAUUUCGACAUAUUAUGCUAGAAAAGAAUAUUCCUGCUUCGAAAGUCGAUGAAAUUGUUGCUUCAACACCAACAGAACAAAUAAAAACAAUGAUAGCAAAUGCAAGGAAAACGGAUGAUGCUGCUGCUCGGCAACAGCCUCCAGAAUGGAAUCUUCGCGUAUUGGAGAAUAUUAUCAAAACUCAGAAUAUAUUGGAUUGUAAGCAAGACAUUGUCACUGUUUCGAUUCAGUUAAAAUGUCAAUCCGUGUCUUUUUUGUAUCAGUUUGCCGAUAACAUCCGGAGUGAAUCAGGAAGAACAGGAGCUGAUCUGAUAUGCCGAUUAUAUUCUCUGGUUCUCAAAAGACUUCGAUCUGCAGAAGUUGGAUCGAAACUCGAGUUUGAUUUAAUCGAUUUCCUUCAAGAAGUUGUCAGAUGUAUCCGAACUAUCGUUAAUACACAUCGAGGACUCGAAUUAGUUUUUCGUCGGAAUUCACCCGUAUGCUCGCUUCUAAUUCAAACGAUGUGCAUUUUGAAUCGGAGAGAAUUCAGUGACAACGAACCUAAUGAAAUUAAAAUGUUACGCGAAAAUGUUGUAAUGAUUUGUGGAAGUUUGAUGCUUGUUUCUCAUGAAACAUUGGAAUCAAGAGCAAUCGAGAUGACUGGACAGCAAAAGAUGUUUAUGGAACUAACAACUAUAGCCAAAUCUGAGUCUAAACGAGUCGGUGAAACAGUUUCUCGUUUCCGUCCUCUUGUAUCUUGCAUUCAAUUCUUUGAAUCGCGAGAUACGAAGCUCACAAUGAGAGUGCUUCUGAUGCUUAAUAUGCUCAUCAAUGGUGUGGAUAGGAAUACAAGUGAUGAACAGAUGUGGACGGAAGAAACAAUGUGGCAAGCGAGAAUGAGAUUACGAAGUGAAGCAGCUAAGGAUGGCUUAUCGAAAUACAUUGAGAAGUUCACCUCCUCUGAAAAUGUUGAUUCCCAAGUACGGGAAGUUGCCAAAAAUAUGUUAGCUGAGCACAAUGCUGAUCUAGAAACUCUAUUCGGAAAAUUGGACAGCGUGAAGGGAGAAUAUGAUUCACUGGACGGAUGCUUUGAAUUGUUAGCUGCUAAUUCAGAAGCAACGGGAACGGAGACUAUACUUCUCUCUAUUUUGCAACUACUCACUCUGACAAAUGAAGAUAUGUCAACCAAGAGAGCAUAUAUGAAGCUAAUAGAGGCGUCUAUAUCGGAAAUAAUUUUUCACCGAACGCCCAUAGAUCCCGAUUCUCAAGAGAGACUUGUAUUCGAAAUUCCCGUGUCAGAGAUUAUUGAACGAAUGCAAGAUGAAGAAAUGGCGAAGAAGUUGCGACAGGCUACGUCUGCAAAACAAGAAGCUGUGGCGAUGCAAGGGGAAUACUGGAAGAAGUUAACAGAGUUUCAAAAAGAAACGGAAUGUUUGCGAAAGCAUAUAUCGGAUCCAAAAGAACCUUUACCUCAACCUACCAAAAUGACAUUGUCUGCUCCAUCCGCAUCUUCUGGUUCUUCCUCGCUACCUCCUAUCACUGGAGGACCUCCACCUCCUAGUUUACCUCCAAUUACUGGGGGCCCUCCGCCACCGCCACCUCCUGGAGGACUUCCACCAAUUACUGGUGGACCUCCACCUCCACCUCCUCCCGGAGGACUUCCUCCGGUUCGAGGAGGACCACCGCCACCACCACCUCCACCCGGAUCAGGUCCUCCUCCUCCGCCGCCACCGCCUCCACCUGGAGGAUUUAAAGGAGGACCUCCACCUCCCCCACCGCCAGGAAUGUUUGCUCCAAUGGCUCCGGUUCUUCCUGAUUACCUCCCACCGAAAAAGGUUCCGAAAGUGGAUGGUCCAAUGCGGAAGUUCCCGUGGGGAGCUCACACAAUCAACCCGAGAGACAUUCCAAGAGAAUCCUUCUGGGUUGGAACAAAUGAAGAUCAAUUAACGAGUGAUAGAAUGUUCGAGCGUUUGCGAACCAAAUUUGCUACAAAACCCGCAAUUGGAUCUGGAGUACUCGGAGGAAAACUGGAAAAUAAGAAAAAAAUUAAAACAGCUCAAGUGAUUCAAGAUGAUAAAUUGCUCCAAAAAUUAGGAAUUCUACAAGGAUCAAUCAAAAUAACACAUUCGGAACUGAAAUCAGCACUACUCGAAGUGAACGAGAAAGUUUUAACUGUCGGUUUCCUGGAACAACUCCGAGCAGCAAUGCCAUCUGAGAAAGAGAUAAUUGAAAAGUUGCGAGCUGUAGACAAAGCUCAAUUUGAAGAGAUGCCGGAAGGCGAACAGUUUAUAACACGUCUUCUUCAAAUCCAAGGACUGCCACUCCGCCUCGACUUGAUUCUAUUCAAAAUGCGUUUCAUUGAAACGUUGAACGAAUUGAAACCAGCAAUGUCAUCAGUAAUGGAAGCUUGUGAAGAAGUGAGAACUUCCGAAGGGUUCCGAACAUUCUUGAAGCUUGUUUUGGCGACAGGGAACUUUAUGGGCGGUGCUACUAAAAACUAUUCGAGUGCAUAUGCGUUUGAUAUGCGAAUGUUAACAAGGUUGAUUGAUACAAAAGAUGUUGACAACCGGCAUACUCUUCUACAACAUUUGAUUGAAGAAAUGAGAAGGAUUGAUCCGAGACGAUCACGAUUCGCUAUCACUGAUUUCCACCAUUGCAUUGAAUCAUCUCGAGUGAAUGCUGACGAAAUCCGGAAAACAGUCCAAAUGACGGAAACCAAUAUAAAGAAACUGGAAAACUGUUUGAAAGUAUAUAAACAACAAGGAGAACGCGAUAAAUUUGAAGAAAAGAUGCGCCCGUUCUUGGAGAAAGCUAUCAAAGAGUUUGCGACUGUCUCGACAAUGUCCGGAAAAAUGAAGAGUGACUGGGAAUCAUUGGUUAAGUACUAUGCAUUCAACGCGACGAAAUAUCCAAUGGAAGAGUUCUUCGCUGAUAUUCGCACUUUCUCUGAGCAAUAUUCAACAGCAUGGAAAGAAUUGGAUGCAGAAGCAGAGGCAGCAAAUGCUGAAGCAAAACGAAAGGAAGCUGCGGUUGAAACGCAGAAAAGGAAACAGCAGCAACAAGAACAAAAGCAGAGAGUGCCUUUGCAAGAGAAACAAAUUAUCAAUAGGAUGCCGCGUACCCCAGCUGCGAUGAUUCGGGUUUCGACUGCUGCAGAUAAAGUGGGAGUUCUUGACGAAUUGGAAAGAGCCACCGGAAACGAUGCAUUCCUUCAAACCCUCAUGUCCGCUACAAACUCUCGAACUCCUCGUUCUGGUAUGCCAAGUCGUACGCGAGGAGGUGGAAGGUUGGGAGGGCUGGACAGACAAAGAUCACGUCAUCAGAAUCAAGUGAAUCAAAUUCCGGAUUUUGGAGAAAGUGAACCGGUAUUAUCUGGACAAUUUCCUCGGUCGGCUCGCAACAUUCUUCAUCAUGAUCAACAGUUGAAUGGCGGAGCACCGGAAACCUUGAAAACGACUACGGCCUUAGAUCGGGCAAAAGCUUUCGGAGUGGGACUUCCAAUUGGUCAGAAUGAAUUGAAAAUUCGAGUCAGGCGGAAAGGACAACCAGCAGUUCCUGUUUCAAAUAUUCAUGGUUCAUCUCAAAUAUCACCGACACAUAAAGAGAAUGAUCCUACAGGAUCUUCUUCGAAACCCUCUGGACCAGUUUCCACUUCUUCCACAAUAUCAGCAAAUUCUUCAUCAUCAAAUACAGUGGUACCUUCAACAGACGAUCUCCUCGCACGUCUUCACGAUUUCUAA
Molecule: messenger RNA, 4341 nt
Organism: Caenorhabditis remanei
Lineage: Eukaryota; Metazoa; Nematoda; Chromadorea; Rhabditida; Rhabditidae
Exons: 13
Coding region: 1-4341 (1446 amino acids)
Biological process (GO): actin cytoskeleton organization; actin filament polymerization
Cellular component (GO): actin filament; cytoplasm
Molecular function (GO): small GTPase binding; actin binding; microtubule binding
Source: RefSeq, a predicted model, not a curated record